Molecule: messenger RNA, 479 nt
Organism: Hibiscus syriacus
Lineage: Eukaryota; Viridiplantae; Streptophyta; Magnoliopsida; Malvales; Malvaceae
Exons: 3
Coding region: 52-411 (119 amino acids)
Source: RefSeq, a predicted model, not a curated record
GACAGUGCUAGCAAAAGGGUAUCAAGUGAAUCACAUUACAUACAUAAUCUCAUGGCUUCUCUUAAGUUUAACACCCAUCCAAAUAAACAUAGAUGCCUCAUGCUUAAGAGAAAGAUUGCGAAGAAAAUCACGAGAGCAAGAUUCAGAAGGUUGAAAAAAGAGAUGGCAGAGAUAAGCAUAGAGCAAGAAUUCAUAAAGGAAGGGCAAAGACGAGUUGGAGCAAAAAUUGAAGAAAUAAAUGAAGAAUGUGAGCAACUAAGGGGAGAAGCGCAGCAAAUGAUCCAACAGAGCGUUAACACUCAAAUCCGCUUGGCGCUUAUGCUCAACAUCCUCAAGGCACGAGAAGAAGGCUACUUUGCCAAGACUUCUCAGUUAACUCAAUUGCUUCGUGAAAGAAUGGCGCCGGAAUAAUCUGAAGCAUGAAGCUGCAUUAUUCAUUAAUCAAGUGAACGAGGAAGACCUACUGCUCUCUUUUGUUA